Molecule: messenger RNA, 624 nt
Organism: Linum tenue
Lineage: Eukaryota; Viridiplantae; Streptophyta; Magnoliopsida; Malpighiales; Linaceae
Source: the annotation of a GenBank genome assembly
UACGCCGAUGACUUUGGUCCGAUCAAUUUGUACCGGAACGAUUGUGGCGUCUUCAAUCUCGUCGAUGGGAAAGUCGAAUGUUUUGCUUGUCGGAAUCGUCACAACCAGAACUACUUUUGGUUCUUCCCUAUGCCCUGGAAUAUUGGUCAGCUUACUAAACAUCAAGCGAGGAAUGCCGAGAAUUGGAAGCGGCUGCUGCUGCUUCAAAGUAGUACUAAAAUUACCAGCAGAAGCAAGACUCAAAGUAGUACUCAAAAUAUCAGCAGUAGUAACACCAAUAAUAACGGUACGAGUACCAAUAAAAGUAUUACUAGUAAUGCAGCGGAAAUGAUCAGAGCAAAAGAAACAGUAAAGAAGACGAACAAGAAGGUCCAACAACAGCGGCAUAUAAUAAUAGCAAAGUCGGCAGCAAAUUCUGCAGCAACAGAUUUGAAGCUUUGUUACUGGAUGAGGAUGGAGACAAAGACCGGCCAUAGUUCCUCGAUGGGGAGCGCUUGCACUACAAGAAAAAAAAAGACCUUGUGGCAAGGGUUCUGUAGCAAGGGUUUCACAACCCCUAGUAUUGUUUCCGAAAUUCGCUGUAACAAGGGUUUGUACCAAGUUUCCAAACUCCUUGCUACAUAA